AUGCGUAGUGGAUGCUUGGUUUACGAUGUAUGUGGUUCAUAUGAGCAUAAUUCUUCUAUGUGCCCUCAUCCAUUUAUGGAUAAAUGUGAUGAUUUUGAGGGUUAUGUGAAUGAGCAUGUGAACUUUGAGCCUAACAAUAAUGGAUCAAGGUUUGAUAAUCAGAAAGGCCAAGGGAAUAGGAAUUAUCACAACCAAGGCAAUUUUGACGACUAUAACCAAGGUAGUGGUUAUAGGAACCAAGGAAACCAAGGUUUCCAGGGUCAAGGUGAUAAUUUUUAUGCUCAACCUUCUUCUUCUAAGUCUAAUUUGGAGGAAAUCAUUGAAAUUCAAACCAAAUUGUUGAACACUUACAUAUCGGUUAGUGAUAAGAAAUUUAAUGAAAUGAUGACCCAAAAUAAGAUGUUAGAGAACCAAAUUUCUAAAUUAGCUAGUGCUUUGAAAGACAAUGCAAGACCUUCUUCUUUACCUUCCCAAGCUCUUGACCCCAACAAACCGGUUUAUUCUAUCACCACUAAAAGUGGCAAAGUGCUAGAGGAGAGAGUUUCUAAGAGGAGUCAAGAGAAGGAAAAGGCGAGUGAUUCAUUUGAUGAUGAUGAGCAUGAUGUGUCUAGUAAGAAGAGUGAGAGUUCUAAUGAGAAGGCCAAGGAGAAAGAGAGAAUGCAAGAUGAGGUUAUCAAACCCAAACUACUCUACCCCCAAAAGUUCAUGUGGCACAAGUUGGAUGAACAACUCGGGAAAUUCAUCGAGAUGCUUAAGCAAAUUCAUCUUUCUAUUCCUUUCACCGAUGUUUUGCAACAAAUGCCAAACUAUUUUAAGUUCCUUAAGGAAAUCUUGAGUGGCAAGAGAGAGUGCAAUGUGGUUGAUUUGGUGAGUGUUGGGGAAUGUUGUAGUGCUCUUAUCCAUAAUAACCUACCCCCAAAGAUGAAAGACCCAAGGAAUUUCUCCAUCCCUUGCAAUAUUAAUGGAAAAUUGUUCCAAAAUUCUCUUUGUGAUCUUGGUGCUUGUGUUAGCAUCAUGCCAUAUUUCGUCUUUAAGAAGCUUAGGUUAGCUUGUGAUGAUACUCCUAAAUGUGUUGAAAUCAAGAUUGUUAGUGAAGAAGACAAGGAGUCCUGA
This is a messenger RNA of Chenopodium quinoa (quinoa), 1113 nucleotides long. RefSeq lists its product as uncharacterized. Lineage: Eukaryota; Viridiplantae; Streptophyta; Magnoliopsida; Caryophyllales; Amaranthaceae. The transcript is spliced from 3 exons. The coding region runs from base 1 to 1113 and encodes 370 amino acids. The record is from RefSeq and is a predicted model, not a curated record.